UGAUAAAAGUAAAUGAACAAGGAUAUAAUAAUUUUGCAUAAACAUGACGGAUGUUUUUAUUAGUAAAUACCUUGAAACUCAACUCGCACUUGCAAAACAAAAACAAGACACAAAAUGUUCUAAACAGAAAUCCGUGACUUCUAAAAGUAAGACAGUAGCUGAUAAAAUUUCAAAGAAGCAAGGAAAAUAUUUAUAUAAGUCUAAACUAAAGGAAUCUGAGAAAGACAUUUGCUAUAACUCUCGAACAUCCACUGAAAGGUUAGAUGGAGGAAUCUUGCCUCUUGAAAAAGAAGAGGAAUCCACAAACUUCGAACCUAAAUGCUCCCGCACGAAAUUAAAUUUAGCAAAAGCAUCUAAAAAGAAAGUAAAACCUCUGUUGAGAUCAUCAAAGGAAUCUGAUAAUGAUGAAUGUACCACUUCAAAUUCCGGUCAAGAACCUUCAGAUAUGAACGACACAGAUGAGGAAUACCUGCCUUCUGAAGUUGAAGAUGAAGGAGAAACAUAUCACUUCUCAGUUGCAUCAUCUUCUCGAACAAAAGCUAAGCUAAAUAAAAUAAUUGAUGAUGGUGAUAUAAAUACUUACAAUGACAGAAUUAAGGUUUGGAAAGCGAAUGUGGCUGCUGCAGCAUUGGGGAAGGACAUAAAAGGUACUUUAUCUGCAGACAUACAAUACAUAAUGGAGGGCAAAAAGGGUUUCAACAAAAAUCAUGAAUUACAAAAUGGCUUUUGCGUUCCAAACUAUAUAUGGAAGCAGCUAUAUAAAUAUCAAAGGGUUGGAGUCAAGUGGUUAUGGGAAUUACACCAAGUAGAAUCUGGGGGGCUGUUAGGUGAUGAAAUGGGUCUCGGAAAAACUGUUCAAAUUAUUGCAUUUCUGUCUGGUUUGUGCAAAACUAAUAGUGGGUGUUGGGGAGGCCUCGGACCCUCUAUUAUCGUAGCUCCAGCGACAGUAAUCUAUCAGUGGGUAUCUCAUUUCCACUUCUGGUAUCCUGAACAUCGAGUUGCUGUACUCCAUCACUCUGGAUCUCAUUCUGGUGGCCACAAUAAAUUAAUAAGAGACUUACAUUCCUCGCAUGGUAUUUUAUUGAUAACAUAUGCUGGAAUUGUAAAGUAUCACAAGGAAUUAAUACCGAGAAAAUGGCAUUACAUUAUUUUAGAUGAAGGCCAUAAAAUUAGAAACCCAGAUACACAGGUCAGUAAACUGAUUAAACAAUUUAAUACUCCUCAUAAAAUUUUAAUUACUGGAUCUCCCAUGCAGAAUAGCUUGCAAGAAUUAUGGUCACUUUUUGAUUUUAUGAGACCAGGGCUUCUAGGGUCUCAUGCAGCAUUCAUGGAACAUUUUGCCUUGCCCAUAACACAGGGAGGUUAUGCCAAUGCCACUGAAUACCAGGAAGCUACAGCUUUAGAGAUCGCUAAGGCUCUCAAAAAUAUUAUAACUCCAUACAUGCUGAGAAGAACUAAAGCUGAAGUCCAGGAGCAUAUUCAUUUACCUGAAAAAAAUGAGCAAGUCCUUUUCUGUGCACUGUCAAAAGAGCAGAGAGAUUUGUACAUGGGCUAUUUAAUGAGUGGCACGGUUCGUAGUAUUCUCGAUAAGGAGAACAAGUAUGGGGAUCCACUCAGGGCCAGGGUUUUGGUUGCUCUAUCUACUCUAAGAAAGAUAUGUAACCACCCUGACCUAUAUUUGUAUGAAGCCCAGGAGGAAACUGAAGAAAUUGAUGAAGAAACUUUUGGCAACUUUAAGAGAGCUGGGAAAAUGAGUGUAGUAAACUCACUGUUAAAGAUAUGGCAAAAGCAAGGCCACAGAUGUUUGAUUUUCUCACAAUCGAGAGCUAUGCUUUGUUUGCUUGAGAAUUAUUUACAGCAGCAAAAUUUCAAAUAUUUAAAAAUGGAUGGUACUGUAAAUGUAGGACAAAGGCAAAAUUUAAUCAAAACAUUUAAUGAGGAUUCAGAUUAUCUUGUUUUCCUUUCUACGACGAGAGUUGGUGGACUGGGUGUGAAUUUAACAGGAGCAGAUAGAGUUAUAAUAUACGACCCAGAUUGGAAUCCAGCUACAGAUAAUCAAGCUAAAGAAAGAGCUUGGAGGAUCGGCCAGCACAGAAAUGUUACAGUUUAUAGACUGUUGUCAGCUGGCACAAUUGAAGAAAAAAUAUAUCAAAGGCAAAUAUUUAAAAACUUUUUGAGUAAUAAAAUUCUGAUUGAUCCUAAUCAAAAGAAUGUACUUACAACUAGCACUCUACAAGGCCUGUUUACACUGGAAGAUUUGAAUUGUGAUGGUGACACAGAGACUGCUUCACUCUUUAAGCACACUAAAGUAAAUAUCACAAAGAAAAAGGAUACAGCUGAACUAUCAUAUUCUAAAAAGAAGUUGGAACUUAUGAAAAAAAUGGCAAAAGAAAUUAGCAAUAAAAUAAAGAAAGAUUUUCAAAAACAAUCUGAGGUACCUGAAGAAGAUCCAAGAGAAAAGUACAAAAAGAAAAGGGAGCAGGACUUGUUGAAUCCCAAAGUGGUUGAGGAACCUGAAGUUAACAUAGUUCAUGAUCAAGUAACUACAACUUCAUUUGAAAAUGCUCUCUCAGAAAUCGAUAUAGUUAAUCAACAUGUUAAACAUGAUUAUGAAGAAAAUUUACUCAAGGAGGUUUUAGAUAAUCAAGAAAACCAAGUUACUGAGGAAGAGCCACAAACUGAUACUAUAAUAAAUGAAGAAGCAAAAAAUGAUUUGAAUGCCAAUGAAGGCAAUAAUCUUAAAAGUAAAAAUAAAAGUGAGAAUUCCAGAAAACGGAAACAUUCUGAAAGUGAAACUGAAAUUGAUAAUGUUGUUGCAGUUAAGAAGGUAAAGAAGAAAAAGAAAGAGAAGACAAAAGAACUUAAUGAUGAUGAUUAUGUGUUAAGUAAGCUAUUUGCUAAAUCAACAGUUAAGAAUGCUUUGCAUCACGAUGUGGUUGUUGGAUUAGCUGAAAAGGAAAAGAAACUUAAGAUGAAAGAAGAAGCAGAAAGAAGAGCAAAGAAAGCCAUCAGAGCAAUAAGAUUUUGUACACUGGAUUGAAGGCUUAAGCUUACAAAUAAGUUACUACUAUGUAGUAUUUAAUGUACUUAUUAAUAUUUAAUAAUUCUAAGGGCCUG
Messenger RNA from Aricia agestis (brown argus), 3117 nucleotides. Its product is annotated as DNA excision repair protein ERCC-6-like. NCBI's taxonomy places the organism in Eukaryota, Metazoa, Arthropoda, Insecta, Lepidoptera, Lycaenidae. Gene Ontology annotation, biological process: transcription-coupled nucleotide-excision repair. The record is from RefSeq and is a predicted model, not a curated record. Gene Ontology annotation, cellular component: nucleus. Gene Ontology annotation, molecular function: ATP-dependent chromatin remodeler activity; ATP binding.